UUUAUGAUAACAAAACUGUGGAUGAUAGCAAUGUGCUAUUUUUAUUAUACCCAUCAAAAAUUUUGACGCGUUCGUUUGAUCGACAUUAAAAUUUGUGAUUGUGUAGUUAUUUUAAUAAGUAAUUUAUCAAUAAAAAAUUAUUAUCAAUAAACAGUAAUAUUAUUUAUAAAUCAUAAUACUUUUAUUCGUCAUGAAUAAAGAUAAAUUAUGUAUUUGUGGUAAAAGUAAGGGAGAUUUAAACCAAAGCAAAUGGCUAAGACACCUAAAUUCAUGUAGCAGAAAAAGAAAAUCUACCAGUACAACAACCAGCAACAUAAAAAAGUUCUUUUCAUCGACGAAUUCAUUCUCCACAACAAAUCUGGAUCAAGGCCUAGAACAAAAUCCAAAUAAACCAAGUGAUGGUGGUUUAACAGAGAACUUUUUAAACAAUAGUGAGUGUAGUGAACAAAGCAACCAUAGUUUCAAAGUUAACUCGGGACCGAAAACGAAUUUUCAUGUCGGCAUAGACAAAGAAAAAGAGGAUAAUAUAUCCCAUUUGGACUCCAAAGACAACAUAUCUGACCCAGUCACUUCAACUGGUUUACAUGAAAUCGUUCACCCUGUAUGGCUAGCCAAUCGAUUUGAUAUUGGGAUCACAAACCGAAAUUUGCUAGAUGACACCACGAAAAAAAAUGUACUUUCAUCGGUAUUGUUACCAAAACAAACAUACAAAUUCCCUACAGAAACAUCGCAUAAUAGAAGUUUUCAACCUAAGUGGAUUACUAAUGAUUUUGCUUGGCUGGCUUACUCAGCGAGUGAAGACAGCGUAUAUUGCAAAUCUUGCUGGUUAUUUUUCCAUGAAGGCGUUGGAAAAGGUGGUCAUCAAAAACCAGGAAAACUUGUGUCUGUCGGUUUUCGAGACUGGAAAAAAGCUAGAGAAUUUUUUCAAAAACAUAUGGAAAAAGAAUAUCACAAAAAAUGUGUUAUGCAAGCCACUUCAUUUCUCAAUAUAUUAACUGGAAAGCAGCUGGAUAUCGCGUCUCAGUUGGAUAGUCAACGCACCAAAGAGAUAUCUGAAAAUAGGGCUGCAUUGGAACCAAUUAUUCGCACAAUUCUUUUUUGUGCAGAACAAGAAUUACCUCUAAGAGGCGAUCAUAAUAGCGGUGCUCUAUCUUUGACACGACCUAAACAAAAAGAUGGAAAGUUCAGAGCUCUUUUACGGUUCAGAAUUGAGUCUGGUGAUCAAAAUUUAGAAAAACAUGUACUCAAGAGCUCCAAAAACGCUACUUAUUUGAGCCCUAUCAUCCAAAAUGAAGUUAUUCAGACGUGUUCUGACAUUAUCACUGAAAAAGUUAUUCAUAGAAUUUCUAAGGUACAAUGUUUUAGUCUCCUUGGCGAUGAAACAAUGGAUGUUUCAGGGACCGAGCAGCUUUCGCUAUGUCUACGGUACGUCGAUAUACCAGAUCUACAAGCUCCUAUUCUUCGUGAAGAUUUUAUCGGAUUUAUCCCAAUCAAAGAUCAGUCUUCUGAAAAUCUGACGAACGUUAUUUUACAGCGAUGUGAAGAGCUUAAUCUCGAUAUGACCAAGUGUAUUGGGCAAGGAUACGAUGGGGCAACAAAUAUGGCGGGUCAUUUGAGUGGCGUUCAAACGAGAAUUAGAGAUAAUUAUCCGAAGGCAAGAUACAUUCAUUGUGCCAGUCACCGUUUGAACCUUGCUCUGUCGAAUGCAAUGUCUGUUCCAGCAAUACGCAACUGUCUUGGAGUUGUUAGUCAGGUUGUAAAUUUGUUCAGAAAUCAUUCGAAUGCAAACAAACUUUUUCAAGACACUAUCCAAGAACAUGCUCCAGACAGUAAAAAAAAACGACUUCUUCGGCUUUGUGACACAAGAUUUAUCGAAAGACAUGACAGUAUUAUUGUAUUUUUAGAACUCCUCGAAUGCAUUGUCAUGUCUUUAGAUGAAAUUGCUCAAAGAACAUGGAACAUAUCUUCAACGGCAUCAAUUCUUCACACAGCUUGCCAAAAAAGUGAAUUUUUAGUGAGCCUUGUUGUUUGUGAAAAACUAUUCAGUUUGACUCUUCCGCUGUCGGUUUUUCUCCAAAAAAAAUCUUCAGAUUUCGUUUCCGCUGUAAAUUAUACAAAUGAUAUAUUGAGUGCACUCCGAAAAAUGCGGGAAACUGCUAGCGACACUUUCAGAGGAAUUUUUCAAGCAGCGUCGAAAUUUUCAGCGGACCUUUUUGACGCUGAACUUCAAGCUCCAAGAGUUGCAUCACGACAGAAAUCUCGUGUAAAUAUACAAACGACAUCGAAUGAAGAUUAUUUCAGAGUUACCACAUUUAUUCCUUGUAUCGAUGCUUUAAUACAAAAUUUGACGGAUAGAUUUAUCAAGAAUGAAGAUAUUCUCUCAAGUUUUCAACUGCUACUUCCAGGAUAUGCUUCCGAGAAAAAAAUGGAUGAACUGGAAAAAUUAGGUCCAUACUUUCAAGACGAAAUGUCAUUGUCCGCAGUUCAAGCUGAGUACAAGUUAUGGUGUGCCAAAAUGUCAUCAAUUGACUCAUCGACUGAAAUUUUGAAACUGUUGGAAUAUUGUGACAUAACAUUUUUUCGCGCGAUAAAUCUUCUUCUCAAGGUAUUGGCUACUAUUCCAGUCACAACGGCUAGCGUUGAAAGAUCGUUUUCCACAAUGAAGAGGAUAAAAACUUUACCUCGUAGUGUGAUGGGCCAUGACAGACUAAGUGCACUCGCGAUGAUGACAAUUCACUGGGAUACUAUUGUUGAUCCGGAAGAAGUGCUCAACUCCCCCCCGAAACCAAUUUCUGGAUACGGGCCUGAUGACACCCAUUCAAUUCUGCUGUGA
Molecule: messenger RNA, 2833 nt
Organism: Daktulosphaira vitifoliae (grape phylloxera)
Lineage: Eukaryota; Metazoa; Arthropoda; Insecta; Hemiptera; Phylloxeridae
Product: 52 kDa repressor of the inhibitor of the protein kinase-like
Exons: 5
Coding region: 191-2833 (880 amino acids)
Molecular function (GO): protein dimerization activity
Source: RefSeq, a predicted model, not a curated record